This is a messenger RNA of Ictalurus furcatus (blue catfish), 1075 nucleotides long. RefSeq names its product plac8 onzin related protein 10 (gene ponzr10). Bases 125 to 577 code for a protein of 150 amino acids. NCBI's taxonomy places the organism in Eukaryota, Metazoa, Chordata, Actinopteri, Siluriformes, Ictaluridae. The transcript has 4 exons. The record is from RefSeq and is a predicted model, not a curated record.
CUUCUGCUUUUAGACGUCUGUCACGUGGUUUGUGCUACCUAUGUAUUUGCAGGAAGGUUCAUUACAUGUGCAUUGAGGAAGAGAACACGGUACCGACUAAACCAGAGAAUCUAAGUUGAGCAUCAUGGCCACCACAGCUGUAGUGAUCCAGCAGCAGCCGAUGGCAGUGCCGAGGGUCACGGCGUGGAGUUCAGGACUGUUCCACUGCUGCCAGGACAUGGACUCAUGCUGUUUGGCUUUCUGGUGUUUUCCCUGCUUCGCCUGCAAGACCUCGUCAAAGUUCGGCGAGAGUUUAUGCCUCCCUCUCGUGGAUCUUCUCGGCCCCCUGCUCAUGGCGGCUACCGGCAUCGGGAUCUGCGUUCCUCCCGUCACUCUGUCCAUGAGGGUGGCCAUACGGCACAAGUACCAAAUCCCGGGCAGUCUGUGUGAAGACAUCCUGGUCUCCUGUUUCUGCGUCACUUGCUCGUGGUGUCAGAUGAACCGGGAGAUAUCGCACCGUAAACGGACAGAGGCGGUGAUGAGCUCUCAGCCCAUGACGACCUUCAACACCGUCACCUCCACCGUGCCUGUGAUGUAGCGUGUGACAAACACUGAGGAGAUAUCACCGCUCAGCUUCCUGAUCUUCUGCCUCAGCUUUGACUAAACAUGUCUUUCGAUUUUAUAGCAACGAAACCAAGUUUAAAACUUCCAAAUCUCCUCUUUAUCUCAGUCACGACGAGUGAACAAACCUGGAACUCGGGUUGCUCCUGAUCUCAGCUGGGUUUCACACACCUAUAAUGUCACCUUUCUGCUUGAGAGUCGGUGUUGGUUACUUCUUCUUCUUUUUCUUUUUUUUAAUUAUUUGUCAUUAAGCAUCUGUUUUAGCACGUGUUUACUUCAGAAUGGUUCACUUGAACAGAAACAAUUGAAAUUUUUUAAUAAAUAAAUAAAUAAAUAAAUAAAUAAAAAUCUAAGCUUAAUAAAGAAUGAGGAACAAUGAGGACCAAAGAAAAUUCCAGUAAAUCCACAAAUGAAAUACAUGAACAUGAACAUGGUGUAAACGAUAUUCUGAAAUAAAAUCGUAGCUAAAUCAUAA